AUGUACACCGCCAGGAAGAAGAUCCAGAAGGACAAGGGCGUCGAGCCCUCCGAGUUCGAGGACACCGUUGCGCAGGCUUUCUUUGACCUGGAGAAUGGCAACCAGGAGCUCAAGAGCGACCUCAAGGACCUGUACAUCAACACUGCAAUCCAGAUGGAUGUUGUUGGCAACAGGAAGGCCGUGGUGAUCCAUGUGCCGUACCGUCUGCGCAAGCCCUUCAGGAAGAUCCAUGUCAGGCUCGUCAGGGAGCUGGAGAAGAAGUUUAGCGGCAAGGAUGUUGUCUUUGUUGCAACAAGAAGGAUUGUGAGGCCACCCAAGAAGGGUUCUGCUGUUCAGCGCCCUCGCACCAGGACCCUGACAGCUGUUCAUGAUGGUAUCUUGGAGGAUGUCGUGUACCCAGCUGAGAUUGUGGGGAAGCGUGUCAGAUACCGUUUGGAUGGUGCCAAGGUCAUCAAGAUCUACUUGGACCCAAAGGAGCGCAACAACACUGAAUACAAGCUGGAGACCUUCUCUGCAGUCUACCGCAGGCUUUGUGGGAAAGACGUUGUCUUUGAGUACCCUGUGACUGAAACCGCCUGA
Triticum turgidum subsp. durum (durum wheat) is the source of this 579-nucleotide messenger RNA. The record is from the annotation of a GenBank genome assembly. NCBI's taxonomy places the organism in Eukaryota, Viridiplantae, Streptophyta, Magnoliopsida, Poales, Poaceae.